Phoenix dactylifera (date palm) is the source of this 1776-nucleotide messenger RNA. RefSeq names its product putative 4-coumarate--CoA ligase-like 8. Gene Ontology annotation, molecular function: CoA-ligase activity. The record is from RefSeq and is a predicted model, not a curated record. Lineage: Eukaryota; Viridiplantae; Streptophyta; Magnoliopsida; Arecales; Arecaceae. Gene Ontology annotation, cellular component: peroxisome.
CCCGCCUUUUUAUCGCUGCUUCUCGGAGGACGCUCAGAGUCGCAGAGAGAGAGAAGAAUGGGGGGCUCCUCUUUUAAUAUUAGACAAGAAGAGAGCGCCUUCUUCUGCCCCUCUACUGGCAUCUACAGCAGCCCAUGGAGAUCAACUCCACCACCAAUCCCACCUCUCUCUCUCCCCGAAUUCCUCCUCUCCUACUCCGCGUCCUCCUCCUCCUCCUCCUCGAAGCCCGCAUUCAUCGAUGCGGCGACCGGCGCCACCCUCACCUACGCCGACCUCCGCGCGCUCGUUGCCGCCGCCGCCCGCUCCCUCGCAGCCCUCGGCGUCCGCCGCGGCGACGUCGUCCUCCUCGUCUCGCCCAACUCGCUCCACAUCCCCGCCCUCGUCCUCGCCGUCUUGUCCCUCGGCGCAGUCCUCUCCACCGCCAACUUCCUCUACACCCGCCGCGAGAUCCAAUCCCAGGUCCAGGAUUGUAACCCCGUUCUCAUCCUCACCACCGCCGAUCUCGCCCCCCAGCUCGACGGCCUCCUCCCCCGCCCGCUAACCCUGAUCGAGCGGUUCCUCGAAUCGCUCUCCGUCGAUCGGACGGUCCCGAUCGAGUUCGCCGGCGUGGGACCGGCCGAUCCGGCGGUGCUAAUGUACUCGUCGGGGACGACGGGGAAGAGCAAGGGGGUGGUGAGCUCGCACGGGAAUCUGGUGGCGAUGGCGAGCGUUCUGCGGCACGUGUGGGGGAGGGAAGAGGUGUACGCGUGCGUGUUGCCGCUGUUCCACAUGUACGGGUUCUCGGUGUUCGUGUGCGGGGCGGUGGCUGCGGGGGCGACCGUGGUGGUGUUCCGGCGGUUCGCGGUGGAGGAGUUGCUGAAGGCGGUGGAAAAGCACCGGGUGACGCGGCUUCCGGCGGUACCGCCGAUGGUGGUGCAGCUGGCGAAGUCGUCCGGCGUGGCAAAGGGUUACGGUCUGGGGUCGCUCAAAGAGGUCGUCUGCUCGGGGGCGCCGCUGGCGAGGAAGCACAUGGAGCGCUUCGCCGACGGCUACCCCGCCAUCAAGCUCGCUCAGUGCUAUGGCUUGACCGAAACGAGCGGUCCAAUAACAGUUUGUGAUGGGCUCGAAGAUAGAUUGCAAAUUUCCAUUGGAAGGUUGAUCCCCACCAUGGAGGCCAAGAUCGUUGACGUGCGUACGGGGAAAGCUCUUCCACCAAACGAACACGGCGAAUUGUAUCUCAGGGGGCCUCCAGUUAUGCAAGGUUAUCUGAACAACCAGGAAGCCACAUCUCUGGCCAUUGAUGGAGAGGGUUGGCUGCACACUGGGGAUAUGUGCUACAUUGACAGGCAGGGGCUUAUCUACGUCGUUGAGAGGAUCAAAGAGUUCAUAAAAUACAAAGCUUACCAGGUAGCCCCAGCAGAGCUUGAAGAGGUUCUCUCCACCCAUCCAGAUAUUCUCGAUGUAGCUGUGACAUCGUAUCCAGAUGAGGAGGCAGGAGAGAUUCCAACGGCAUGCAUAGUUAGAAAGGCAGGGAGCAAAAUCAAAGAAGAUGAUGUCCUUUCUUUCAUGGAGAACAAGGUUGCCCCUUACAAGAAGAUCAGGAAAGUAUUGUUUCUGGAGUCCAUCCCAAGAUCACCUUCAGGAAAGAUCCUCCGGCGGCAUCUAAAGGAUACAGUCAUGCAGCAUCAGAAGAUAGAAAUUUCUUCAAAGCUAUAGAAAGUAUAUAUUCUCCAGUAUCUUCAUUCCUUGGAUUGCCUGGGAUUUGAAGACAGAAUAUUCAGUCUUUAUAGACUGCAA